AUAUUGUUGAUUCAACUUCUGACGAUCAUACGUAUAAAUAAAGAUGUUGCACAACAUAUAAUUAACCUUAUUUCAAAAGCUGAUAAGUUUUCCUGGAUAUAUCAUAAGCUCAACAUAACAAAAAAAUCAAGUGCGUUUGUUUAUUAUUGCAAUUGUCGUGAAGAAUUAAAGAAUAAAAAACCGCGAAUUGCUGAAAUUUCAAAUCAACGAGAUACAUUGCCAAGAAUUAUUCGAUAUUCAUGUGGUGGCACAAUUCAGAUUAAUAAGCAUCUAUCAUUAUCUUCAUCCACCACCGGAAGCGAUGGAAGUUUCUUCUCAAAACAACAACUUGAUGGAUUUUUAUACCUUACUCGGCAUCAAGUUUACUAUUGGUUCAAAAAAUUUGCAACAAAAGAAUAUAGACUAGCUAAUGAUCAAUUAGAAUCAGCUCGACGAUAUUUGGAAAAUAAAUCAAGCUUUAAGCUUCUUUAUCAGGAUCAACACUCAUUAGCUUUUAUAACUCCCUUACUAUUCAUAUUGCCAA
Messenger RNA from Racocetra persica, 523 nucleotides. Lineage: Eukaryota; Fungi; Glomeromycota; Glomeromycetes; Diversisporales; Gigasporaceae. The record is from the annotation of a GenBank genome assembly.